ACCAACUGUUUGGACGGACCACAACACGACCAGCUAGUCGUUGUGUUUUGGAGAUCAAAACACAAUAAUAAUCAAAUCCAUGAAAUGUCUGAAGUUGAGAUGAUGUCGUCCUGACGUGUCUGGCCCAGUAAUGCUCUGCUGUCUGUAGCCGAUAGAAAAGGGAAGAAGACACACCAAGGGGUUUGACAACAAUAACUCUUGGCCUGAAACCCAGCCCACUGACCCCGCCAUGGCUUUGAUACUAAUCCGCUUUGUUACAUCCGAAGGUCUUUGUCUACCGUUUCCCUGAAGUCACAUUAUGAUUCACCCUUAUGACAGCAGCACGAUAUCAUCAUUUGCAAUACUUUUCAUUCAAACACACUGAACCAUGUAGCUGUGGCUCAUAUUAAAUGGAGAUGAUCUAAGACAUCUAUUGUGGGCUGUAGUUCACUGAAUCAUUUAUUUCAAUUGACUGGAAACGAGCCCCAGCUCUCUAUUAAACAGACAGUUUGGUAGCUUUGUAAAAUAGUGUCUCUCAUAACUUCCUCAGCUGCUUCUUUCCCAGGUCCCCUCAGGAGCAGCUUGUUUGUCUGGUGUCCUUAUUUCCGGAAUUAGAUCGUCUGCAAACAGACCUGGUCAUGUGUAGCCAUAAAUAUGAUUCAUGGUGUCACCCUUCUCUUGUGUGUGUUGUUAUGUUGAGAGGCGGCUGGUAUGAGUUAUGUAAGGCCUUAGCAGAGAGUUCUCCUGUUACUAGGUUAAGCCUUAUCUGUAGAUUUAAGUGUUUUACAACAUGGGAAACUAAAGGUGGUCUCUGGUCACGAGAGCUUUUAUUUUAGAAAACUACUUAAUUCUGUAACUAUUUGCAAGAGAGGGGGACACAUUUGCACCACUGUCUUUUUAAAAAUGUUCCUAAUUGUUUAACUGGAUUCUAAAAUGCUUGACUUUCUAUUCAUGAAUAGGUACUAAGACUAGAUGUUAAGAUGUCAGAUGGAUCAUUUAAAAUGUCAUAAACACAGAUUAUUCAUUUCCCCUUUUGUAGAUCUAACCAUGACCAGAACAUCUCCGGCUGUUGGCUCAAUGGAGCAAAUCCACGUGCCCGUCUACCACCCAACGCCCAGCCAGGCCCGGCUGGCCACUCAGCUGACGGAGGAGGAGCAGAUUCGCAUCGCACAGCGAAUCGGACUCAUCCAGCACCUCCCGAAGGGCGUGUACGACCCAGGACGGGACGGCUCUGAGAAGAAGAUCAGGGAGUGCGUCAUCUGUAUGAUGGACUUUGUAUACAGAGACCCCAUCCGCUUCCUGCCCUGCAUGCACAUCUACCACAUGGACUGUAUAGACGACUGGCUGAUGAGAUCCUUCACCUGCCCCUCCUGCAUGGAGCCUGUGGACGCCGCGCUGCUUUCCUCCUAUGAGACCAACUGACACACGCACAAACACACACACCUGCACACAAACCCACUGUAUAUGCCCAUAGGCACCUGUGAACCAGAAUGGACACACACACACACACAUGGACAUACACACAACGUCCAUCUUGUUAACUUGUAUCCUGGAUUAGUAAGGUGUUGAUAUAUAACAGUGUAAACGAUUUAGGAUGAAUGCUCGUGUGUGUGCGAGAAUGCCUGUGUGUGUGUGUGUGUGUGUGUGUGUGUAUAUGUGUGCCGCACAAGUUCCUCCGUUGGCCUGCUGGACAGGAUUGAUUUAAGGAGGACUGGACAGAGUGUUGGUGUGUUGGACAAACCGGAAAGAGCUGGACCGAGCAGACCGAUGACAGUGGGAGAUGUGGGGGAUACCAGUGUAAAGGGAAGUCAAGGGGACAGGAUGAUGUUUAACUGAUAUGAUUAAAAAAAACCAAGAUCUGCUUUUAUAUGCAGGAAUUCAAACAACUGUGCCCAUAUACACACACACUUCCUUUAUUUACUUCCCAUCAUUGAUAUGAACGACACAGAAGGACGGACAGCCGACCACCGUCAUCAGGCCGCAGAUUGAGCUCGUUGGACUCACGCUGCUGGACAAGAGGAGAGAAACGUCCCGUCUGAUCGAUGCGUGGACGUGUCUUCACACGGAUGCCUGUUGCAGAGUCAUAUCUGCUGCAAAAAGAUGCGGAUGUGUGAUUUUAAGGCUGCUAGAGCUGGACAUCAGACUUGAUACUGCAAACAUCAGAUAUACUGUAUAUUCUGCAGACACACCACAGGCCUCCACUGGUCCACCGCGCCUGGGCCUGGAGUUGUCUGUCUGUAUAGAGAAAAACCAGAUUGGUCGAUCGUCCUGUGGCUUUGUGAAAUCUGUUACGUGUUUGUUUUAUUCCGUCAGCAUAAGGGCUUUGUCAGACCAGUGUUUACCAACAACACGGAUAAGGGAAAAGGAAAAACAGUAUGUGCUUUAGUCACUAAUGUGGUGGAUAGCUGGUAAGACUGUUGCUGUCAAGCUAUCGGCUCCUCGAGACUUUCUCAAUCACAGUGAGCGCUCAGAUUAUUGGCCAAAGCACAAGUAGACCACAAACCAUUGAUACCAAUCAGUGACAUUUGCACUUCUUAAUCAGACUUGUGACAAGAGUUGACCAUAUGCAUUCAGUAAUUAUGUCAAAGUGAGGUAUGUGACUUGUUUUUACCUACAGUGCAAUGAUCUGUCAUGAAAGCCACCCUCUGUGGACCGGGAGUGGAAACACACUUUAUAACUGGUGACAUUAACCAAACUACUGAAUUCAUUAAUACCAAGUUUGGCGCCCCUGUUAUUGUCCAAAUCAUGUAAUUCUAGGGACAAAUCAAGAACAGAAUUAAAAAACGUAAAGAAGUUUGCAUAUGUUCCGCAUCGCUUCAUUCAGCAUCCUGUUGCACCAGACCUAGAGCAAACAAUCAGAGGGGAAGCGGUUAAUGCUUGCACCAUCAGGACACCGGUGAUGGUGUGUGUGUCGGUGAACACACUUUAGAAAGGUUACAUUUCAUAUCAAGUUGAGGCCUCAAUCUAAAUGACCCUCUCGCCUCAUUUUAAAAUGCUUAUUGCCCAAAUGACCCAGCUUACUGUUAAAGCACAAAGAAACACAAUUGUUCAGUUAUACUUUCCUUCUUCCUGCUAACUUUGGCACGCAGGUAAGUCGGCACAGAUCACACACAGUUGGUAAACAUGCCUGGGGGGGUUGUUCGGCAGUCAGCACCUUAGUUUUUGCACAGUACUUUAAUCCACGUAAGUCUAUGUUGUCCUCCAUCAGUAAGGUGGAGCUUCAUGGCCUUUAGUUAAACGUGAGUAAGGGAUGGCAGCGGCUGCUAAAAUGUGGAACAAGACACAAUACUGUGUAUGGAUUGGCUUUCUGUUCCUUGACUUAGCUCUUUGUUCCCAUUUCUUCCAUCUGCAGUGUAGCAGACGACAGUUUGGAAGAAAAAAAAAAAAGCCUUUUUGAAGAGUAUGCAAUUUUCUUUUUAAAUAGUAGAAAUCUGGAACAAAUGCAUGUCAUGCACUUUGGGGAUAAUCAAAACCAUGUCAUGAUAGUAUUUGCUAUAGCUCCUGAAAAUAAUCAAGAGACAUCUUUAAGAAAAAAAAGAAUCCACAUGAUUUGUGUGAAGAUGAGCACUCUCCCAAAGCCACGUGUACAUGCAUUAUUGUGGAACUUUGUGGAGCUACUUCAUUUCCGUAUCUGUCAUCCGCUGUCAACUGAAGCAGCUGCCCAAAAUGUUUCUUAAUCACGAGACACUUCGAGCUUUGCUUCCGACUUUGAUUCUCGGGACAGAUUUGUUUGAAAAUGUCCACACUCGCAGGAAUGAUAAGUGAGUGCUGUUUUGGGGUGGAUUUUCUGCUUGUAAGUACAUUGAACAUGGAGGUUUGCUCGUAUGUGAGUGGGGUAAGUGUUGUAUGUUUAUGUAUGGAUGCUUGUUAGACCUUCCCUUGUUUGUAAGCAUAAAUAUGCUUAUGCUAUGUACUACAAGCAAAUAAUAAAUAGACAUUACAUCAGAACAUAA
This is a messenger RNA of Anarrhichthys ocellatus (wolf-eel), 3932 nucleotides long. It is a transcript of the gene rnf11b, whose product is annotated as ring finger protein 11b. The transcript is spliced from 3 exons. The record is from RefSeq and is a predicted model, not a curated record. Gene Ontology annotation, molecular function: ubiquitin protein ligase activity. Lineage: Eukaryota; Metazoa; Chordata; Actinopteri; Perciformes; Anarhichadidae. Gene Ontology annotation, cellular component: ubiquitin ligase complex. The coding region runs from base 952 to 1401 and encodes 149 amino acids. Gene Ontology annotation, biological process: ubiquitin-dependent protein catabolic process.